CGAAGGUUUCAGAUCACAGCAUGGCGGUGAGCAACGCUGGCCGUCUGCGAUUACUUUGAACCUUGUUGGAUACCAUACGGCGAUCGUCUGCUUUGAGUUUUCGAGCAGAUCAUCACGUCGGAUCACUUGUGGAAGUGUCGUCUGCUUUCGUUUUGUGGAAAGACGAGUGGUAUUUGGUGACCUUCAAGCGUUCGCGUCGUCUGCUCAUUGGUGUCGUCUAUUACGCUGGGCAGGAUCGUGUCCAUGACAGAUCGGCUGGUGUGAGUUGCAGUAUUGGAGAGUUGUGAAAGGUGCUGCUCUGAUUGGAUACAACCUGAUUAUAGAGACCACGAUGGUUGAGUCCUGCGAAGGGUUUGUUGACCGACUUGGAUUCGUCGUUAGUGUGUUGUGAAGGUGUGACGAAAAAAUCAAAAAAGUGGUGUGCAUUUGUGGAUAUAUAGUCCUUCUAUUUGAGAACCGUGUUGAGUUUGGAUACAGCGACGGCGGCUUCGUUCAAACAGGGUGGUGUUUCAGCGGCGUUUGUAUCACGUGAUGCGGGGGCGAUGGCGAUGUCGCUGCCUCCGCAGGCGUUUCCUUGGAUUGCGAACAGCAGUGUGGAGCGAGAUGCCUUGCGCGAACGGGAGCGGCAAGCCCGCGCCCAGCGUGCUGGUCUCGGCAGUGGAGAUCCCGGAGGGCAUCCCAUCUUCAGGGCACCCAUACGGGUUGAUCCUGGGCAGGAGGAUGAGAUCUCUCGACGGCUCCGGAGCACCCUGGGGGACUUCAGCCAGGUGCAGCCCUGGCUGUCGCACGACCCCAACCACCUCAUUGGGAUCUCGCGCACUGGAGCCGCUGCUCAGGCUGCCGCAGCAAAGUCAUCCAAGGCACCAGCUGUGGCGGCCACUGGGACAGGAGGACCUCUGACUGCAAGCGCUGCUUCCACGUGGAAUGGCGCUGCCACAGAUCCCGGAGGGAGCAGAGUAGGCGAUCCAUCAUCUCACCACAAUCCAUCGUCCAAACAUCCACCGGCAGCGCAUCAUGGCAGCUCUAGCAGUGCCUCGAAUAAUCAUCAUCGCUCUCACACUUCGAGCACCACUCGACAUCAUCCUCAUCAUCAUCACAAAAAGCAUCAACCUCCACUCGGCAACGGACAGCUGAAGCCGUCAUCAUCACAUGGAAAGAGCACCACCGGGAAUAAUGGGGGAUCCGCAAGGCCUCCGCAGCAACCCUCGCAGCACCAGCCUAUGUCGUCGUCCUCCUCUUCGCACCAUCAACGCAGCCGCACAGCAUCCGAGCAAGGUCGCGGAGAUGAUGUUGACAAGGGGUCUUCGAAAGUGCCCUUAACGACGUCUGCCUCCAACGGCCAUGUGGUGCGUGCCCCAACGCUCCGUGCACCUUCCAAAGAUGUGAACAAUGGUGUCACUGCAGCACCACCCACAUCUUCAGCAACCAAUACGUCAUCCUCACAAAGCUCUUCACUGAGCAUAAGAACUGAAAGCAGUCAGAAAGUAUCCGUGUCUACUUCGUCAUCUUUGUCUUCUCGACCAGCGCCACCAGUGGUGCAGGAACCCAAGGCAAAGCGCCCGCAGCCCAAGCUUGUCAUUCCGCCUCCAGAGACGUUGGAGUCCAACCCAUGUGCCAGUCACCCGGAGCUGGAGAGCAUCCUCAAGGAAAUGCAAAAGGUACCUCCACCUUUGACAGCAAUAGAAACACCACGCAAGGAAGACUGUCGCAUCACAUUUCCCCUCUCCCCUGUCCAGGAUCUGGAUUCGCACCAUCUGGAUGAUAAUGAUUCCAAGCCUGUGGACAGGAGAAAAUAUGCCAGCCCACCGGGCAGUCUUCAGGAUGACUUGGAGAUGAGUGACAGUGACGAUGAUGAGUUGCAGUCUUCGAGAAAGUCGUUGCAGGGCCUCUCCGCUUCAAAAAUCUCCGCUUCCAAUGACAACGUCAGCCAACCGCCGGCUUCGAGGGAGAAGGACUCGGAUUCGAGCGACUCGGAAGGAUCGUCGUCUGCUUCCGGAUCGGACAGCGAGUCUGAGAGCUCUUCCAGUGAUGCCUCUCUACCAGAAGCCAAUGGAGAGCCCAACAACACUCAGGGGUGGAUGUUGUCCAAUUUCCUCAACAAGCCCAGCUCACCGGCUACGGUGGGCGCCCUGCCAUCACGGAGCAACUCUGUGGUCCAUCAUCCCGACUCACUUAUCGACGAAGACUCCUUCACUCCCAUCUUGUCCCAGUGCCCAAAUCCCGACGCGGACCUGGGGCUGAUGCUGAAGAGCCCGAGUCCCCAGGGAUUUGACUUGGUGCGGUCCCCGAAGGCAAAGGGGACCUCAAACCUUCUGCUGUCUCCCGUCAACUCCAGUCCGUCGCACAGCCCGCUCCUGCCUCGUCAGCGCAGUCCAGAUCCAACUCUCGCGCGGAGGACGUCCACCUCCGACGACGACGCACCGUGCCACGUACAGAACAGACGCGUUCCAACGUGCGUCGACCAAACGCCGCCUCCGCAUCAACCCGACCGCGAGCUCCCUCCAACGAAGCCGGCGCUGUCGACUCCGGAGCAGCCCAGGAAGCCGUGGGCGUCGAAGGGGGCAAAGAAAAUGACUAGUCCUACCGUUCCGACACUCAAGCGGAGCAAGGCAGAGUUGAAAGAGAUUCCCGUGAGAGAGGAGGAGCCCGUAAUGAAGACGACGUCGAAGGAGGCGUCGAAAACAACAGCAAAGGCCGCGAAAGAGUCGCACGAGGCUUCGCGGAACAGGGCGAAGGCGGAAACGGAGCCCGCAAAGCCAUCCGCGUUGAAGAGACGGACGCACUCCGAAAGGCGGUCGGAGAAACGAUCCAAGAUCCACAAGUCGAGGGUGGUUCUCUCCGAGUCGUCGAGCGAGGACGAGACCUCGAAAGAUUGCUCGGACGACGACCGCAAGCACACCGCGCUAGCACCGGUCAAACUCAGCAGGAGCGAAAAUCGUCCGCGGUCGUCCAGUAAGACGUCUCUCGCGGAGAAAGUCCCGCCGCAGACUCCCCCGGAACCCAUUUUCUCGGAACCCUCCGCGAAGUUGGAGCCUCCUCAGCUGCUGUCUCCCAUCGCCCAGCGAUGUGGGAGCGAGGCGAAGGAGAACAUAGAACCUCCUGCACAGCAGGAGUGUGUUUUAGUGAGCCUCGCCCUGAACAGGCUACUGCGCUUGCCUGGAGGGAAGCAGUGUCCUUUAAAGGGUAAAGGGAGGUCUGGGGACACGGACAGCCCUGAUGAGAGUCAGAACAAGGCUGACGCUCUGAGGCAAGUGUACAGCGGGACGACGGCGUCGACAUUACCCAGCAGGGAGUCGAAGUCGUCGUUGAAGCGGAAAGGUGGCGGAGAUGAAAGCGCGAAGGAGAAGAGGCGGAGACUGUCCAGUAGUUCCUCGGCGUCCCUUUGGGUCAAGCAAGAACCCCCCGAGCCACCUCCAGAAGAAGAAGCCGACUCACAACCUCCCUGGAGUGACAUUCAGGCGAGGCCACCACCCGGUUGCGACAGCCCCAGCAGUCUGAGCUCGUUCUCGAGUCAACGCAGUGGAUCGCGACAGCAUCGGAGCAAGUCUCUGAGUAAAUCCUGUACCAACAGCCACUCUGAACAGCCGCAUCAAGUCAAGAAAGAGCCCAAGGAGAGCCAAGAGAAGCAGAAAAAGUCACACCGUGACAGGAAAGAAGGCAGCGGGAGCAGCAGCUCAAAGAGCCGGAGUAAAAUAAAGCAAGAGGUGGCAGCGUUGGCAAAUCAGGAGGAGGAGCGGAGCAGUGUCAGGGUACAAGGUAGCAGCAGCUGUAGCAGCAUUUCGUCUAGUCAGGCCCACUUGUGGGAUGGGCUGCUAUCAAGCUCUGAGCCGAGCAAGGCAAACGAAACUCCUGGGGGAACAAGCGGCGGUAGCGGCGGGCAGCUCAAUCCCACCCUCAAGCCGAAGGAGGAAACCUCCGAGUGGAGUCGAAACCCGCAGCUACUUUCUGGGACUAUGCAUCGAGACCUCGAUACAAAGAGUUAUUCAUCAGACUACUACUUGGCUGAGGCCAAGAACCUGAAGCAUCAGGCUGACAAGGAGACGGACCGGACUGUACAGUCCAUGAAGUACCUGGAGGCGGUGCUGUUUUUUAUCCUUACCGGCAGCUCAAUGGAGCGCAACCAUGCUGACUUGGACAAAGUCUACACCAUGUACAAAGAGACACUCUCCCUCAUCAGGUGGGCAGCCUCCUCCCACAAGUAUGUGCACCUGAAGCACAUUUCACCAAAGUUCCAAAAACUACAAAACAAUGUAUUAAGUAGCAUCGACAAUAAGCUAGCCAUUCUUAGCCUCCGGUGCCAGUCUUUGCUCUACCAGAAGCUCUACAAACUACGAAAAAAUGAAGUUAGGAAAAACCUUCGUGCCCUCAGUGAUUUUCAGAAGUCUAACCCUGGCAAAAUGGCAAGUCCAGCACAGAACGGUGGUGGUCUACGCCUGCAGCCGUCACCGUGCCAACCGUCUCCACACUCUCCAACACCUUCACCCGCGGGCAGUGUCGGAUCUCAGAGCAGCGGCUACAGCAGUGAACUGGGCAGUACCAACGGCAUCAAAAACGGCAGCUGCAGUAGCGGCGGCGGAGGGACCGGCGGGGGGUCGGCCCCAAGUGGGGGAGCCCCUGCUCCGCUUCAACCUCCUUCGGUGGCCGUGCCGCAAGCUCAGUACCUGAUGCUGCAGCGACAGAGCGCAACGCUGACCAACCUUCACCGCUGUCAUGACUUAUGGGAGCAAGCGGAUUACCUCGUGGCACAUAAUCAUUUGACAGAUUUCUUCGAAGAGUUGGACAAGGUCUGUGGUGGCAAGUUGACGCUUCACAGCUCGUCGUCGGAACUGGUGAAGUACGUUCGGGAGGGCAUCCUCCGCCUGCGCAACAAACUGCCCGGACAGGACGCAACGUGAUGACUACCGAACAAGCGGCUCUUCUCCCCCUCCCGUUGUUAUAUUAUCCUGUUGUUCCUCCCCCCAACCCAUGUUGCAGUUAUUUCCUCCCCCCUUUCCAUUGGUGUGUGUGCAUGUACAUAUGAAGUUCUUUUUUGUAUUUUUUUUUGUAAAUAACUGAGAAGCAAUGUUUUGGCCGUUGAGCCUAGCUCGUGCAACGGAGACUGUCUCUCUUUCUCUCUCUCUCUCUGAUUUUUUUUGCAUCGGAAAGAAAAUGUUGUUGGGUUGAAAAGUCAGUAGAGAAAGCAAUGUACUAUACAUAAUGUAUAUAUAUAAAGACACGUGCGUGUGCGUUACAAGAAGUGAGAGCCACAGGAGAAAUGGAAAGGAGUCAGUUUAUGCAGGUUUUUUUUCUUUUUUGUCCAGAAGGAUUUGAGGGCAAAUGUAGCCUAAGCUGUUAUUUUCCUCUUCUUUUUUUUGCAAGCUUGACAGUUUUUUUUGUUUUUUUUUCCCUUUCACAGUCACCAUUGACUGAAGGUCCUCAGUUUUGUACAGCAGAAGUGUUUGGCCUCAUCCAUCACCCUCCUCCCCCCCCCCCCCCUCCUCCCACCCAGACCCUUUCACUGUGCCGUUACUAGAGAUUAGACUGUCCAAUCCUGAGCCGUUAAACCUUGUCUCAUCAGCCAAUCAAACCUGGUGAUAAGGGCCAUGUUCUCUGUAUACCGAGUAUACAUUCAAGAUACUUGAUGUGCUUGUAUGGAAAAGAAGUAAUGUAUUUUUUGAGAUUGGGGAAAUCGCCACAUACAUACACACACACACACACACAUACACAACGUGGGCAGAACCUAUUUUUGCACAUUGCAACAGCGAGAGAGAGAAAAAAAAAAAGUCAGGUGGAGGUCGAAAGGCCGUGUGAGGUACGUCGGUGAGGCUGAACUCUUGUUUGGUGUAUCUAUAUAUUUAUACAUAUAACAAAACAAAAUAAAAGUGUGUAUAUUUGUAUAUUCCUUGGAAUACAAUGGAAGCUGCUGCGCCUGUCUGUUACGUUUCCAUGCCAAAGCCUCAAAAAAACUUCUUUCCCCCAUACAUCCCCUCUCGCUACCCAACGCAACAGCUCUGUUACCUUUUAUUUGAAAUGAUGAAGGAGCAUGCACAAAUUGCCCGCAAAAAUUCUGCGGCGGUGAGAAUGAAAGCGGAGUUUUUAGAAACGCGUAAUUUUAUGAUUUCUCGUGAAAGCUUCCAGAUGCAUUUUUUUGUUGUUGUUUUAAUUUGGGGAAGGCUUUUUGCAAAAUUUGGGAUGCAAUUGGGAUCUCUGCUGUCUUCACACAUCCCAGGUGCACGUGUCUGCGAGUUUCUAAACGCGGCAGCUCUUCCCCAUUUUUUUUUUGUUCCGCACGAAAUGAGCGACUACUGAUCUUACAGAAUCGAACAGCAACAAUGACGAAAACAGAAAACUAUGCUGGCGUAACAUUGUGUGUGUGUGUGCACAUUCUCUGUUACUCGCAAGAAAAAGAAGAAGAAAAAAAAAAACAUGGCCGGAGCGGUGUGCCGUAGCCCCCCGUCUCUCGGUUGCCCUGUGCCUUUGUAUGGGUAGAGCUGCAAUAUGACUUUUUUUUUUUUUUUUUCUUGUUUACUUUUAACUGUUAGCACUUUUUAGCUUUACCAAAAUUAAGACUGGGUUUUUUGUUUCUCGAAUACGCCGUAGGAAGGUUACGUUUUAGUUCGGAUCUAAAAGGGGGAAAAAAAAAAAAGAAA
Ornithodoros turicata is the source of this 6629-nucleotide messenger RNA. Its product is annotated as AF4/FMR2 family member 3-like. Gene Ontology annotation, cellular component: super elongation complex; nucleus. NCBI's taxonomy places the organism in Eukaryota, Metazoa, Arthropoda, Arachnida, Ixodida, Argasidae. The record is from RefSeq and is a predicted model, not a curated record. The transcript is spliced from 20 exons. The coding region runs from base 543 to 4895 and encodes 1450 amino acids. Gene Ontology annotation, biological process: regulation of gene expression.